UCUUUUUUUGAUUGCUAUAAUAAUGUUGUCAAGAAUUAUGAGGAAACUAUAAAAUUAUUUCUACCAGCUGCUAUUUAUGCUGUUCAAAAUAAUUUAUAUUUUAUAGCACUGAGAUAUUUGGAGCCAAUGACUUACUACGUACUAAGAAUACUUCUUACUGCUUUGAUGCUUUGGAUAAUGCUCGAUCGUCGUUUUAGCUGGCAACAGUUAUUUGCACUGAUGCUGUUAGCUUUUGGUGUGGCUAUUGUAGAAAUACAGAUCACUACAAUCCAUGAAAAUUCAUCUUCUGAUCAAAAUUCAUUGCUCGGAUUCAAUAUUGUUUUAAUAAUCUGUUUUACAUCUGCUUUUGCUGGUGUUUAUAUGGAAAAAAUUUUUAAGCAAAGUUCUGUUAGCAUUUGGAUACAAAAUAUUCGUCUUAAUAUUUGUACAUUAAUAAUUAUUUGUCCAUCAAUUUGCCUUUAUAAUUAUUCAGACAUCGUUGAAGGUAACAUGCUACGCGGAUUUGAUUAUUCGGUAUGGUUGCUGAUUCUUCUUAGUUCUGCUGGUGGAUUAUUAAUUUCAUUUGUAAUCAAAUAUGCUGAUAGCACUACAAAAAUAUUUGUACAGGUACAAUACUUAACUAAUACUGCCAGUAAAAUACUGUAUUUUUGUCUAACAAUCAUUUUAUCUAUUUUUAUAUACUAUUUAUAUCCUUUUCAAAACCAAGGAAAGGAAAUCUUGAGAAAUUCUUGA
This is a messenger RNA of Thelazia callipaeda (thelaziosis nematode), 732 nucleotides long. Lineage: Eukaryota; Metazoa; Nematoda; Chromadorea; Rhabditida; Thelaziidae. The record is from the annotation of a GenBank genome assembly.